AUGGAGAUCGCCCCGGCCCCGCCACCGCCCGCAGACCGGGACGUCCCAGACGAUGCCGCGUCGGCAGACGCCGUCAAGACGUCGUCGUCGUCUAAGGAGAACGAAGCGAACGCGGCGGCGACGACGUCGUCUUCGUCGGUGGCGGUGAAAUACGACGACGAGGAAGAGGAGGAGGACGUGUGCCGGAUCUGUAGGAACCCGGGCGACGCCGAUAACCCGCUCCGGUACCCGUGCGCUUGUAGCGGGAGCAUCAAGUUUGUGCACCAGGAUUGCCUCCUUCAGUGGCUCAAUCACAGCAAUGCUCGCCAAUGCGAGGUUUGCAAGCAUGCAUUUUCCUUCUCUCCUGUUUAUGCCGAGAAUGCCCCUGCAAGGCUGCCUUUUCAAGAGUUUGUAGUUGGGAUGGCAAUGAAAACAUGCCAUGUUCUGCAAUUUUUUCUGCGCCUUAGCUUUGUGCUUUCUGUUUGGCUCCUCAUUAUACCUUUUAUUACAUUUUGGAUAUGGCGGCUGGCUUUUGUGAGGAGUUUUGGUGAAGCUCAGAGACUAUUCCUAAGUCAUUUAUCCACUACAGUCAUCCUCACUGAUUGUCUGCAUGGGUUCCUACUUUCUGCUAGCAUCGUGUUUAUUUUUCUCGGAGCCACUUCUCUGAGAGAUUAUUUCAGGCAUUUACGUGAGCUUGGAGGACAGGAUGCUGACAGAGAAGAUGAAGGGGAAAGAAAUGGUGCUCGUGCUGCAAGAAGAGCUCCUGGACAAGCUAACAGGAAUUUUGUUGGUGAUGCAAAUGGGGAAGAUGCUGCUGGGGCACAAGGGAUUGCUGGAGCAGGUCUAAUGAUUAGAAGGAAUGCAGAAAACGUUGCUGCUCGAUGGGAGAUGCAGGCAGCUCGUCUUGAAGCUCAUGUUGAACAGAUGUUUGAUGGUUUGGAUGAUGCUGAUGGGGCAGAGGAUGUACCGUUUGAUGAGCUCGUUGGCAUGCAGGGACCUGUAUUUCACUUAGUUGAAAAUGCGUUCACUGUUCUGGCCAGCAAUAUGAUAUUCCUUGGUGUAGUAAUCUUUGUGCCUUUCUCAUUAGGUCGGAUUAUACUCUAUCAUUUAUCCUGGCUUUUCUCCACUGCUAGUGGUCCAGUUUUGUCAACAGUCAUGCCACUCACAGAAUCAGCCCUUUCCUUGGCAAAUGUGACAUUGAAGAAUGCAGUAACAGCUGUAACGAAUGCAUCAUCUGAAAGCCAACAAAGUGGUAUGGUUGACCAGGUUGCAGAGAUCUUGAAAGUGAACAUGAGUGGACUAAAUGAGGUUUCAAACAAUGUAAGUUCACCACUUUCAGCAGACUUCUUGAAAGGGGCAACACUUGGAACUUCAAGGCUCUCUGAUGUUACAACUCUUGCUAUUGGAUACAUGUUUAUAUUCUCCCUAGUUUUCUUCUACCUUGGCAUUGUUGCUUUGAUUCGGUACACUAAGGGUGAGCCAUUGACUAUGGGAAGGUUUUAUGGUAUUGCUUCAAUGGCAGAGACAAUUCCAUCUCUCUUCAGGCAGCUUUUGGCAGCAAUGAAGCAUUUGAUGACAAUGAUUAAGGUUGCUUUCCUUCUAGUUAUUGAACUGGGGGUGUUUCCAUUGAUGUGUGGAUGGUGGCUAGAUGUAUGUACUAUAAGGAUGUUUGGGAAGUCGAUGUCGCACAGGGUUCAAUUUUUCUCAGCAUCUCCUUUAGCCAGCUCACUGGUCCAUUGGGUUGUAGGAAUUGUAUACAUGCUACAAAUAAGUAUAUUCGUCAGUCUUCUUCGAGGGGUUCUGCGUAAUGGAGUUCUUUAUUUCCUUAGAGAUCCCGCUGAUCCAAACUACAAUCCCUUCCGUGAUCUUAUUGAUGAUCCUGUGCACAAACACGCUCGCAGGGUCCUGUUAUCUGUUGCGGUUUAUGGGAGUUUAAUUGUGAUGCUGGUGUUUUUACCAGUUAAAUUAGCUAUGCGGAUGGCACCCUCCAUUUUUCCUCUUGACAUCUCGGUAUCUGAUCCAUUUACUGAAAUUCCUGCAGACAUGCUUCUUUUUCAAAUAUGCAUUCCAUUUGCCAUUGAGCAUUUUAAAUUACGGACAACGAUUAAAUCCCUCCUCCGUUAUUGGUUUACGGCAGUUGGCUGGGCACUUGGUUUAACUGAUUUCUUGCUGCCCAGACCUGAGGACAAUGCAACUCAGGAAAAUGGAAAUGCAGAGCCAGGAAGACAGGAUAGACUACAGGUUCAACUGGGGGUACAGGACCAGGCUUUGGAGGCACUUCCAGGUGGUGGUGAUCCAAAUGGAAGCAUUCUUGCAUCAGGGGACUCAAAUGUCGCGGAAGAGUAUGACACAGAUGAACAAUCUGAUUCUGAACGAUACAGCUUUGUGCUUCGCAUUGUACUCUUGUUGGUGGUGGCUUGGAUGACUUUACUUGUAUUCAACUCUGCCUUGAUAGUUGUACCAACCUCACUGGGAAGGGCGAUUUUCAAUGUCAUUCCUUUUCUCCCUAUAACUCAUGGCAUCAAGUGCAAUGCUGGAGUUAGAUACUCCAUCGAGCAUAUUAGAACAAAAAGGGUUGCAGUUCUGUUGGGGCAGAUUUGGAAGUGGUGUGCCAUUGUUAUCAAGAGUUCUGUGCUUUUGUCAAUAUGGAUUUUUAUCAUUCCUGUAUUGAUUGGGCUGCUCUUUGAGCUUUUGGUGAUCGUGCCGAUGCGCGUGCCUGUUGAUGAAAGCCCAGUAUUCCUGCUUUAUCAGGACUGGGCAUUAGGACUUAUUUUUCUCAAGAUAUGGACUAGACUGGUUAUGUUGGAUCACAUGAUGCCACUGGUAGAUGAAAGCUGGCGACUAAAGUUUGAAAGAGUGAGGGAUGAUGGUUUCUCUAGGCUGCAAGGUCUAUGGGUGCUUCGCGAGAUUGUAUUUCCAAUCAUAAUGAAGUUGUUGACUGCCCUGUGUGUGCCUUAUGUACUUGCCAGAGGGUUAUUUCCUGUUCUCGGCUACCCAUUAGUAGUCAACUCAGCAGUUUAUCGGUUUGCUUGGCUGGGGUGCCUUUGCUUUAGCCUGCUGUGCUUUUGUGCCAAGAGAUUCCAUGUCUGGUUCACCAACCUUCACAACUCUAUACGGGAUGACCGGUAUCUAAUUGGUCGUAGGCUUCAUAACUUUGGAGAAGCCAUCGUGGAGAAGCAAAAUGAAUCUGGGACAUCGUGUGAAAUGCAGGACUCUAAUUUUGAGGCCAGUGGUUUAAUUCGACACGAUCGAGAAGCUGAUGUAGGACUCCGACUAAGGCGUGCAAACCGACUUGAAGCUUAA
This is a messenger RNA of Prunus armeniaca (apricot), 3282 nucleotides long. Lineage: Eukaryota; Viridiplantae; Streptophyta; Magnoliopsida; Rosales; Rosaceae. The record is from the annotation of a GenBank genome assembly.